Messenger RNA from Gossypium arboreum, 462 nucleotides. RefSeq lists its product as uncharacterized. Bases 1 to 462 code for a protein of 153 amino acids. The transcript has 2 exons. NCBI's taxonomy places the organism in Eukaryota, Viridiplantae, Streptophyta, Magnoliopsida, Malvales, Malvaceae. The record is from RefSeq and is a predicted model, not a curated record.
AUGGCACCGUACGAGGCUUUCUAUGGUCGUCAGUGUCGUACUCUACUAUGUUCAACUAAGUUUGGUAAGCAUCGAGUUUUGGGUCCUGAGUUGGUUUCUGAAACCGAAGACAAGGUUUCUCUAUGGAAGAAAGUCUUGAGAUUCGGUCAUAAGAUCAAGUUGAGCCCUAGGUUCAUUAGGCCGUAUCGGAUUCUGAAGCAUGUGGGACCGGUUGCUUAUCAGUUGGAGCUACCUCCAGAGUUAUAUCGUAUUCUCGACGUGUUUUACGUCUCGAUGUCAAGGCGGUAUCGGUCUAAUCCAUCUCAUAUUGUCUCGAUUGAGGAGAUUGAGGUUAGACCAGACUUGACUUUUGAAGAGGAGCUGGUUCAGAUUUUGGAUCGUGAUGUUAAGGUUCUGAAGAGGAAGUCCAUACAGUUAGUGAAGGUUCUGUGGCAGAAUCAUGGCACUGAGGAAGCCACGUAG